Molecule: messenger RNA, 2946 nt
Organism: Orbilia oligospora ATCC 24927
Lineage: Eukaryota; Fungi; Ascomycota; Orbiliomycetes; Orbiliales; Orbiliaceae
Exons: 5
Coding region: 1-2946 (981 amino acids)
Biological process (GO): intracellular signal transduction; regulation of MAPK cascade; protein phosphorylation
Cellular component (GO): cytoplasm
Molecular function (GO): ATP binding; protein serine/threonine kinase activity
Source: RefSeq, a predicted model, not a curated record
AUGCCGAUGGAGGACUCCGGCGCGAAGGAGAGCAGUCGCUAUGCAUACGGUGGCGCACCUACUGCUCCUUCCCACGCCCCUCCUCCUCCUCCCCCGCCGCUACCUCAGAAGGAGAAGGACCAUCCAACGAAAAGACGAGCGUCGAAGCUGCAGAAACCGCCGCCUCCAAAGAUCGCGACAUCAACCUGGGGCCAUCCGAGUAAUGCUGGUAAAUCACGGUCGUCCACAUCUAUAACCCGUAGUCAGAGUUCAAGGUCGCCUCGUCCGAGGGAAUAUCUUACCGAAACACCGUCGAGGUCGUCGAGGCACGAACGUACACCGACCUCGCCCAAUAUCAUCGCAGGCGAAUACCAACCUACGGCGUCGUCGACAUCGCUGGACCGGGCUCUUAGGUUUUCGAGCGAGUACAGCAGGCAGCCCUUAAAUCUAACAGACCCUAACGAUAGGGAAAAAAGACCGCCGGGUGGAGGUCUGUCUGUGGUGCAGCAAGGUUCCGUUUCAGGUGGUCGACAGUCAGAGGACGGGGUGGCCCAUCAUUUGUUGACGUCGACGGCGUAUAAGCCCUUCAACGCUCAGCAACAGCAACCACCCUCCUCGCAACCUCAAUCUCAACCUCAGCUCCCACAUCACCAACCUUCACUUCAUCAUCAUCCAUCUCAUCGCGACAAACGAAACACUCUUCAACCAAAAAGCAACAUCACCAGGAAUCAAUCUGGAGCUCAGCAGGCCUCUCCUUACUUCCUACCGUCUCAGCAGCAUUCAGACCCCUCCGUCCCCUCUCUCACACCCUCUUCAUCUAACUUGACUGACGGGUCUACCACAAUGGCUGCAUCUACAAACUCAGCCCAAUCGAAACAGUCUAAAAGAGGCUCACGCUCGAGACCUCCGAGCCCUGAUCUAACUGGUAAGAUGGCCAUAGGCACGGGUGCCACUAGUCCGAAACGACUUUCGGACGAAGGUCGGCAUCCUCCUAACCCUAUUAAGAAGAAAGGUGGUGGUCUAUCCGGUUUCUUCGGGUUCGGUGGCAGCGACAAGGGUCCCAAAGGCAAGCCCGAAAUUUCUAAACCUAGCAAUCCUGUCCAUGUCACCCACGUUGGGUACGAUUUUGAGACUGGCGAAUUUACGGGCCUUCCCGCAGAAUGGCAACGACUGCUGGAAAGCAAUGGUGUAACGAAAGAGGAGCAGGAGAAGCAUCCUCAAACUGUGAUGGAGGUUGUUCGCUUCUACAACGAUGCUACAAAUUCUACGAGAUUCGAGGAGGACGUCGUCUGGAGCAAGUUCGAGAAAGCACAAUCAAAGGACCUCACAAUGCUUAUCCCGGAUACGAUGCCCGCAGAACCCAAUGGCCACAGUCCGAUAAGCCCUCGAUUCCCUAAGACCCAAUACACGUUCGAGAAUCCGAGAGCCGCUCCUCCAAUCCCAUUGAAAUCACCCCGCCCUAGCGGUUCACAACCGUCACCCGCGGCACUAGUUCCUACCCGGCCAGCUCCAAAGCCGCCAACUGACCUCUCAGCACCGCUCCGAUCACCCCCCGUCCCGCCAAAAGAGCCUCUCGAUGGACGCCCUUCACCAACGGAGGUGCACCGGAUGCCGCCUCCGACUCGGCCACCACCUGCUAUGCCGGUUGAGAUGCCCCAAGUUCCCGAAGGCAGACCCGGUGUACCCCCCGAAAUUAUCCGCAAGAAUUCACUCAAGGCCGCGAACGGUAGACCCAAGGAUACCGACAUCCCAGCCUUGCCAGCAGGUGGAAUCCCCGAUGCCUAUAACGCGAAUUUACAAUUGAGCCAACAAGCACAACAGCAACAGCUGCUCGCUCAGCAACAACAGCUGCUCUAUAUGCAACAACAGCAGCAACAACAAUUGAGCAAUCAGAUGAACAACCUCGCUCUCCAAGGCCCACCUCCAGUCCCACCACACCCCCCCGCUAAUUCGUAUAACAUUCCGGGCAGCUAUCAGCAACAGCAACAGCAACAAUUCGGGUCCAAACUUCCACAGCAGCCUGGAAUUGGGCAGAGACGCCACACUCGCAACCAAAGCAAGGAUGGGGAAAUCAUGGCUCGUCUCAAAGCAAUCUGUAGCCCUCAGGAUCCCACCAAGAUAUAUCGCGGCUACAACAAGAUUGGACAAGGUGCUUCCGGAGGCGUAUACACAGCGUACAAAAAUGGGACAAAUGCAAUCGUCGCUAUCAAACAAAUGAAUCUUGAGCAACAGCCCAAAAAAGAUCUCAUCAUCAAUGAAAUAUUGGUCAUGCGCGAAAGCAAGCAUCCGAAUAUCGUCAACUUUAUGGAUAGCUUUUUGAUUCGAGGUGACUUGUGGGUUGUCAUGGAAUACAUGGAAGGAGGUAGCUUGACCGACGUCGUUACCUUCAAUUUAAUGACAGAAGGUCAAAUCGCUGCUGUCUGCAAAGAGGUCCUACAAGGACUCCAGCACCUUCACUCAAAGGGUGUCAUUCAUCGUGACAUCAAGAGUGAUAACAUCUUGCUCUCCCUAGCAGGAAACAUCAAAUUAACCGACUUUGGAUUCUGUGCCCAGAUUAAUGAAACUAUGCAGAAGAGGACCACGAUGGUCGGUACCCCCUAUUGGAUGGCACCAGAGGUAGUCACUAGGAAGGAGUACGGCAGGAAGGUCGAUGUUUGGAGCUUAGGAAUCAUGACAAUUGAGAUGAUCGAAGGCGAACCACCAUACUUGAAUGAAGCACCACUGCGAGCGCUCUAUUUGAUCGCGACAAUAGGGACGCCAAAACUCAAGGAACCAGGGGAUUUGUCACCAGAUAUGAUGUCUUUCUUAGACACUGCUUUGGAGGUUGACCCCGAACGACGUGCUUCAUCAUCCGAGCUACUUCAGCAUCCCUUCAUGACUCACGCUGAGCACUUGAUUACACUCGCCCCACUUGUUAAGGCUGCUCGCGACCAGCGAGCGAAAGAACGCGCACAUCAACAGCGUUAG